AUGGAGAAGACACUUAUUGUGGUUGGCUUAAUAUUGUUAGCAGGAUCAAUUUACAAUCUUAAUUAUUAAUUAGAAACAAACUUGAUUUCACAAUUUGAUCAUUAUUAAUCUAAUUUCAAUAAGAAAUAUUUUGGAUCAGAAUAUUUAUACAGAUUAUAAGUAUACUAGUUCAAUCUGGCUGAUAUAUAAACUAGAAAUUCUAAAUAUGGAACUAAAAUCUUUGGCGAAACUUAAUUUACAGAUCUAACUGAUGAAGAAUUUAAUUCAAUAUAUUUAACUUUGAAAUUAGAGCCAUCUAAUUAGGAAGUAUAAAGAUUUGAAUUUAAUAUUGUAAAUUCUACUCCAAUAGAUUGGAGAUCAAGAGGGGCAGUCACUCCAGUAAAGAAUUAAGGACAAUGUGGUUCGUGUUGGGCAUUUAGUACUACAGGGGUCUUAGAAGGAUUUUUCAAGGUCACAACUGACUAAUUACCAGACCUAUCAGAAUAAUAAUUGGUUGAUUGUUCAACUAUCUUCGACUAUAAUAAAGGUUGUGAUGGAGGUGCUCCAAUUAGAGCCUUGAAUUAUGUAAAAAGAAAUGGAAUUACAACACAAGCUGCUUAUCCAUAUGUUAUUAUUAUAUUAAAUAUCUAGAUUGCUGAAUAAAAUAAGAAUUGUUAAAUAAAAGGAGGUGUAUAUCAUAUUAGUGUUACAGUUUCAAUCUUUGCCAAUGAAGCUGCUCAUUAAGCUGCACUUUAAGAGGGUCCAAUUUCAGUUGCUGUUUAAGCAUCUGAUUGGAAGAACUAUAAACCAACAGGCGAUGAUUAUAUCUUUCCAAGUUCUGCAUGUACUGGAGAUAUUAAUCAUGCUGUUUUGGCUGUUGGAUUCACUUCUGAUGCUCUUAUUAUUAAGAAUUCAUGGGCUACAUCUUGGGGAGUUGAUGGAUAUAUCUAUUUAUAAGGUGGAGUAAAUACAUGUAGUGUUUGGAAUAAUUCAAUUGUUCCAAAAUGA
Paramecium pentaurelia is the source of this 987-nucleotide messenger RNA. NCBI's taxonomy places the organism in Eukaryota, Ciliophora, Oligohymenophorea, Peniculida, Parameciidae. The record is from the annotation of a GenBank genome assembly.